AUGGCGUCUCCGUUGUCGUUUCCCGACCACCCCAAGCGAGACUCCCCAUAUGAACCUGCGCCAGCCGCGACCUUGGACCACCCGCCGCCACCUUCACCCUGCCGGCGCCUCCACCUAGAAGGCCAACGGGUUAUGGGCUACCCUCCGGUGAUUGGAUACCCGCACCCUUACCACGAGCCGCCGCAGCCCUCCCCCGAUCCUACCCAGAGACUCACCGGCUCGGGCUUCGCUCGCUGCAUACUGGCGGCGUUUGUCAUGAUCGUUGUCCUCCUGUGCACUAUCAACAUCAUCGUUGACGCGGUCCUGCGGCCAACGCUCCCCCUCUUCAUGAUUGCUUCGCUCUCAGUCUCCGACUUCAAUGCGUCAGGCUCAGUGUUGACGGCGAUCUGGGAGACAAGCGUCGCUGUGGACAACCCCAACAGCAAGCUGAAGGUCCAGUUCGAUAAGGUACAGUGCUCCGUGUACUUCAGAGAGCCGAAGGACUAUCUGGCACGGACGACGGUUGAGCCGCUCUUGGUGGGAACGAAGGGCAGGGGGGUGAUUGAUUUGACGAUGGCGACUGCAGGUACGGAGGGGUGGCCGGAGAGGACGGUGGUGGAAGACAUCAGUUGGGAGCAGCGCUCUGGGACAGUGAGCUUCGCGCUAGAUUUGGAAAUGAUGUGCACGUUCCGGCACGGGUUGUGGUGGACGAGGUACGUCCGGUUUAGGGUUUAG
Molecule: messenger RNA, 714 nt
Organism: Rhodamnia argentea
Lineage: Eukaryota; Viridiplantae; Streptophyta; Magnoliopsida; Myrtales; Myrtaceae
Exons: 1
Coding region: 1-714 (237 amino acids)
Cellular component (GO): plasma membrane
Source: RefSeq, a predicted model, not a curated record